GACCUAGACCAGCAGCAAUAUCCGAUCCUGUUAGGCACCGUAGCCGCAUCGCACAAUAGAAGUGACUCCCUCCGGACAGGCAAGGGGAAUAAUUAUAGGCAACAAUGUCUGCCUGCCUGUCUGUCUCAUCCAUCGCGACGUGAUUUCAAUUCGCGAGGUAGUAUAUUAUGAGACGGUUUUACCCAAAAUUCGGACUCGUAGUGCGGAGAAGUAGGUGUCCGGUUACGAGACCUGCACGAAUCAUUCUCAGCUCAGCCGCGCCACUAAGAAAUUUCUCACCCUCAUCCUCACUCUCAUCUUCUCCCAAACACCUCUCACGAGGGCCUCAAUCCCGCACCAUGGCCUCCUCUAGCAACCCCUUCUCUACCCUCCUAACCCGCGACGCUCCCACAGCUCGUCUCGCCAUAUUACAGCCAGCCGAGGACCAGGACGCGCCUAUCGAACUGACGCUCACGGAGGCCGUGCUUAAGGACACUUCGUAUGAAUGCAUUUCGUACGACCGGUCCGCAUCGGCGGCAGAUACCACCGAAACAGUAUCCGUAGACGGCGUGUCCCAAGCCAUUCCCAAACACCUAGCCGACGCACUACGCACUUUCCGACGUAAGGAGCGUCCGCGCACGCUCUGGGCAGACGUUCUCGCGGGCCGCACCCCAGCGGAGCUAAGCGCGCAAGCAGGGACACAGCGCGCUGUCCUCGAGGGCGCCGAACGCACCCUCUGCUGGCUAGGCGCGGACAAAGGUUUGUCGACAACGAAAGCGUUCGCGACGAUCGCGGAGAUGGGCCGGCGUUUCGAGGACGCGUGUCGUAGUGUCGGGCUCGGGCCCGACGACAGGUUGUCUGCGGCGACCAUGCAGCAGAUGGAGGGGCUUCGGGGGAGUUUGAUAAACAGCGGAGCGGGCGAUUUGAAUUCCUUUGACUUCGGCAUUUGGGACGAGAUUUAUGAUGUCUUUGGGGCCUCGUAUUGGAGCUCGGUUCAGGCUGUGGCGGAUAUUGUGUUGGCGCGAGCGCCGGUUGUCGUGUGUGGGAGGAGUAAUAUUCGUUGGUCUUCGUAUAUUGCGGCUUCGCGCGCUAUGCCGUUGUAUCAAGCGAAGUUCUUUGGAGUGCCGAUGUUGCCGUCUGUGUUUAAGGGGUUUGAGAUCGCGAAUCAAAUCGAGAUUGCGGAGAGGAGGAGGCGGUUGGGCGAGUCGAUCGAGUUGUUGCCGAUGGUGCAGACGGCGAGGGAUUGCGGGCCGCGGGAUGUGAGGGAGAGCGUGUUUUCGAUGCUGCUUAUUGCGACGCCGUCUAGGCGAGUGGAACAUCACAAUGCAGGCCCGCAGCCCUUGCCGACUAUCGAUUAUGGGAAGACGCCGCAGCAGGUAUUUACUGAGAUGGCGCGAUACUCGGUGCUUGAGCGCCAGGACUUGAUGUUGUGGUAUGCAGAGCGCCCUCCUUGCGCAAGGAGGUUGAAGGGGCUACCGAGCUGGGUCCCUGAUUUUGGUGCCAUGCCGCCCAAGAUUGGUUCUUUAUUUAAUCCUAUUAGUGGCAUGCGACAUUGGUGGGAGACAAUCAGACCCGAGACAGCGAAGAAGCCGAUCACCGUUUCCGAGGAUAACGCGUUAUGUUUACAGGCCCGACCACUCGAUCGCAUCGUCCAUGUGUCGCCCAUCUUCAACGCGGGCAACGCACGGCGACUAUGUUAUACCGAGUUCCAGAAACUACACGAGGCCAUAUCCUCUUCCUCAAACUCCUCGUCAUCAGACUCUCCCUCGCCUCCCAAUCCCUUUUCAAACGAACCCUUCACUACAACCACCCAACGCUUUUGGCGGACCCUAAUCCUUAACUCCGGCGGCUCCAAGACCGCCUCCGACACGCUCGGCGAUAACGUCGCACCACCCGAUAGCCUCGGAAAUGCCUUCGAGAGCAUACUCGCGGAAGAGGGGAUUUUAGCAGCCCUUGACUGCAGUAUGCACGAGUUACAGCUACCAGAGAAUGCAGCUCGGAUGCGCGCUUCGCCGGAAAUCAUGUCACUUUUACCACGGUGCGGCAAGGCAGGGCCAUACGAGGCCUUACUAGCUCACAACACGAUCGGGCGACGUCUUUUCUGGACCCAAGGGGGACGGUUUGGGUUAUCCGCUGUGGAGGAUGUUAAGGCUAUUGAUCCAAAUUUGGAACGGGAUACGGAGCGUGGGAAUGGAGAUGGAAAGGAGGACGAGGAAGAUGAGGUAGAGAAGAGGAGGAUGCCGGAACUAGGGAGAUUGAUGAACGAUCCAAUGACGAGGAUGAUGAUGGAGCAAUUCCAAAACUAUCUUAAUGAACGGGAUCCAAACAUGGCACGUGUGCAUGCGAAGGCUGUCCGCGGUGCGCUACCUGAGAUGAGUGAGGAUGCGUUGGGGCGAGUCGACGAUGGUGUGAGAGGAGGAGAUUUGGUUGUCGCUUGCGUGGGAGGCUUCUUUCCAUAUAUUUUGCGACCUCAGCGGAAAGAGCCAGAAGUAAACGCAGAAGGAGCAGAGGCAGAAGUGGAAGGAGGCACCGCAGCAAAAACGGCAAAAGGGGCAAGUGAAGAUGGGAAAGGAAAGAGCAACCUACAACCCACGGAAGCUACAUCCGAAGACUCAUCUACGUACGAGUUUGUGGGAGAGUGCUACCUUCACGGAUCUAUGCAGGGCGAAGACUUCCAAUCCACCCGCUUCUUCGGACAGAAGUAUUUCGACGUGGAUGUGUCGAAACUUGUCGACAUCAAGAUCGUAUAAGCCACAUCUUAACAUCUUACUAAGCCUUCAAAAGGAGAAAGGGAUAUUGAAAAGACAGAAAGCUAAAGGGAGUUGGCCCAGUGUGAGAAAGUAGCAAGUAAUCAUCUUAGACUUGCAAGUUUGCUCAACACACAUAUAAGUCCCACUUCCACACCAUCAUACAACCACACACACACAUCUUACUCAAGUGCCCGCGUAGCUCAAUGGCUAGAGCGUGUGACUUUUAUUAGUAGAAAAUAAAUCCCAAGGCUGUGGGUUCGAGUCCCACCGUGGGCGGUCUUAUUUUUGGUAACACUUAGCCUGUCUGGUAUGAGUCUGUAAGCGGUAACCAACUUAGACGCCAUACUUUUUAUGUAUACACGAAUUUUGCUGCUGGUGUAA
Molecule: messenger RNA, 3110 nt
Organism: Annulohypoxylon maeteangense
Lineage: Eukaryota; Fungi; Ascomycota; Sordariomycetes; Xylariales; Hypoxylaceae
Exons: 1
Coding region: 168-2729 (853 amino acids)
Source: RefSeq, a predicted model, not a curated record